Molecule: messenger RNA, 1722 nt
Organism: Ostrea edulis (European flat oyster)
Lineage: Eukaryota; Metazoa; Mollusca; Bivalvia; Ostreida; Ostreidae
Product: monocarboxylate transporter 14-like
Exons: 5
Coding region: 142-1716 (524 amino acids)
Biological process (GO): transmembrane transport; monocarboxylic acid transport
Molecular function (GO): monocarboxylic acid transmembrane transporter activity
Source: RefSeq, a predicted model, not a curated record
CAUUUCAACUUGACUCAUGAACAAGAUGUGUGUCAUGUGUACCGUUACCGUGACCUUGGUAUCGACAGAACGAGUCAUUAUCAGCCAUACAACAGGAUUCAUCUCCGCGUGUUUAUUUCAAUACAUGGGAACCAACAGGCAAUGGUAAACAGUUCCUCGCAUACCGCGAGAUCUCGCGUGCCUUUGGACCGGGGCUGGGCGUGGAUGGUAGUUGUGGGAGCAUUCUGCACGAUUGGAAUGGUUGUGGGCACGCUGAAAUCCUUCGGCGUACUGUUGGUGGAACUCUCUAGAAAGUUUGAUGUACCCACCAGCGUGCUGACGUCAUCUCAGUCUCUGUGUGGCUACCUUCAUCUAGCGCUGACCCCUAUAUCAACUGCUAUGAGUCAAAGGUUUGGUCACAGACCCGUGAUCUUUAUUGGUGGACUGGUCACUGCUCUUGGCCUGGUGACCACUGGCUUUGUAUCCAGCAUCGAAGUCUUCUUCCUCACGUACGGGCUCUUAACAGGAAUUGGAUUCGGGAUUAUUCUAGGACCCUCCCUCGUUUUCCCGGGCCUGUACUUUGAAAAACGUUUAGCCAUAGCUUUAGGGUUGACAUCGUCCGGGUCAGGAUUUGGAAGUUUCAUUUUUCCGAACUUGAUGCGAUUUCUCAUGGACGAGUAUGGGAUUCAAGGUUGUUUCUUCAUCAUGGGAGCCAUAAUGCUUAAUGUCUGUGCUUGUGCUUUGCUGUUUUUACCAGUGUCAUGGUGGGAAAAGGGAAGAGGCAAAUGUUACGAGGCAGGGGUAUUACUAGUUGAUAAUACUAAUGAUAUAGCGAUGGAUCUAUACAAAUCCAAUGAGAGUGAGUUGGAGGAUUACGAAAAUGGUCUCCUUAACAGAUCUACAGAACGGGCGUUGAAUCAUUGUAACUCUCUGGAAGGUGUGGGAACAAAAGAGCCAUUUUGCGUAGAUGACAAAACUGUCAAAGAAAUAGAGUUGUCUGAAAUGAAUUCUACUGUCACGUGUCCUUCAGACAUAAAACGCCAUCGAAGUCAUGACAGUGCAAUUGAGUUAGCUAGCAUGGAUUCCAUUCCUAUCAUCUUAGAGAAAACCACCAAUUCAGAGAACAAAGACAAGCAAUCGUGUUUUGAUUGUGAAAUAUUGAAAAAUCCCACUUUCCACAUCCUCAAUAUAGGAGUAUUUCUGGCGAUACUCUCCCACCACUGUGUUUUCAAUUUCACACCUUCACUAGCAGAAGAGUUCGGAUUCACUGAGUCAGAGGGCGCUUUGUGUGUGUCGAUCGUCGGCGCUAUGGAUCUUGUCGGGAGGGUCUCAUCUGGUUUCAUCUCAACCGCGUUUUUCUCUCGACGGGUGCACUUGUACCAAUUGUGUCUUCUGUUGUUUUCUUUCAGCGUCAUGACAACCAUUUACAUGGAAACAUUCUACGCUUUUGUCACGUUGUGUGGCAUGAUGGGAUUGAUGACAGGCGGGUUUGUGGGGACACAAAUUUCUAUGUUGGCCGAGGAACUUGGGCGGGAAAAACUACACACGACAUGGAGUUACGUGGCAUUCUCUAUUUCCUUCUCCACCCUGAUUAAUCCUACAAUAGCGGGGGCAGUCCGUGACGUAACAGGAUCGUGGGUGUUUGUGUUUUGGAUGGUCACGGGGUGGAGUUUUACAGGUGUCUUUGUUUUCAGUCUUUUGUAUCUUAUGAGCAAAUGUAUAAAAAAGAACACGUGAUCUGUA